Molecule: messenger RNA, 363 nt
Organism: Lepus europaeus (European hare)
Lineage: Eukaryota; Metazoa; Chordata; Mammalia; Lagomorpha; Leporidae
Product: V-type proton ATPase subunit F-like
Exons: 1
Coding region: 1-363 (120 amino acids)
Biological process (GO): proton transmembrane transport
Cellular component (GO): proton-transporting V-type ATPase, V1 domain; membrane
Molecular function (GO): proton-transporting ATPase activity, rotational mechanism
Source: RefSeq, a predicted model, not a curated record
AUGGCAGGGAGGGGAAAACUGAUGGCGGUGAUCAAAGAAGAGGACACAGUGACUGGUUUCCUGCUAAGCCGCAUCGGGGAGCUUAACAAGAACCACCACCCUAAUUUCCUGGUGGUGGAGAAGGACACGACCAUCACUGAGAUCAAAGAUACUUUGUGGCAGUUUCUCAACCAGGACAACAUUGGCAUCAUCCCCAUCAACCAGUACAUCGCAGAGACAGUGUGGCACGCUCUGGACGCCCACCAGCGCUCCAUCCCGACUGUGCUGGAGAGCCCUUCCAAGGAGCACUCCUAUGACGCCGCCAUUGCACCCCUAAGCCCCUCAACAUUGCAGAGCAUGACUUACACAGGCACUACUCAUUAA